This is a messenger RNA of Aphidius gifuensis, 2634 nucleotides long. RefSeq lists its product as uncharacterized. Gene Ontology annotation, cellular component: membrane. Gene Ontology annotation, biological process: motor neuron axon guidance; cell communication. The transcript is spliced from 14 exons. The coding region runs from base 42 to 2612 and encodes 856 amino acids. The record is from RefSeq and is a predicted model, not a curated record. Lineage: Eukaryota; Metazoa; Arthropoda; Insecta; Hymenoptera; Braconidae.
UUGUCUUUUACCUCCAGUCUUGACUGUGAAGUCGAGAGAAGAUGAUAUCAUUAUUCGCUUGCGUUUUACCAAUUCUAAUCGGUAGUGAUCGUGUCUUUGCUCCUUCAAAUAAUGUUGGAUAUUCGGUAAUUGGAUUUUCAGCACUUUUUAGUCUUGGUAUUUUACCAAUUGGCUAUGCUGGUGCUCCAAGAUAUGUACCAAAAUGGAAGCAACAAGCAUGUGAAAUUCCAGCUUCUCAACAUCGAAAUUCUCAUUAUUUUUGUGACAAAGCUGGUGAAGUAAAAUGUCUUCCAGGAUGGACAGGUGAUUUAUGUGAUGUGCCAAUUUGUAAAAAAGGAUGUGAUCCACUACAAGGCUACUGUCGAAGACCAGGUGAAUGUCGUUGUAAACUGGGUUUCUAUGGUGAUUCGUGUGAAAAAUGUGUACCACUUCCAGGCUGUCAACAUGGCGGAUGUAAUGUAAGUUUUGAAUGUGCUUGUGAACCUGGUUGGAAAGGAUUAUUUUGUUCUGAGCCAAUAUGUGAUUCCGAUUGUAAUCCAAGUCAGGGCUAUUGUGAUAAACCAGGAGAAUGCAAGUGUCGUAUGGGCUGGCAAGGGCCCAAAUGUAAAACAUGUGUUAUACUUCCUGGCUGUGUUCAUGGUACAUGUCAUAGACCUUACGAGUGUCGUUGUGAAGAUGACUGGACAGGAAUACUUUGUGAAAAACCCGUCUGUUCAAAAGGAUGCAGCAUGAAAAAUGGAAUGUGUACAAGACCAAAUACUUGUAGAUGUAAUACUGGUUGGACUGGUAAAAAUUGUACAGAAUGUGUACCAUAUCCUGGAUGUGUUAAUGGUGGAUGUAGAAAACCAUGGGAGUGUAGAUGUAAACCAGGAUGGAGUGGAGAUUUGUGUGAUGAAAAAUUAACUUACUGUGAUGAGCAUGAAAAUCUUUGUCAAAAUAAUGGCACUUGUGUCAGUAUGACAAAGGAAAAUGGUGAUUACAGAUGCGAGUGUCCGAAUGGAUUCAUGGGUCGACAAUGCCAAGUAGCGACAGUUGAACCUUCAACUGAUUUAACACCACCAAAAAUACCAGAUGAUCAAGAUAAACCAUUUGAUUUUAAUAAAAAACCAAUUGUCAAUAAUGCAUAUGAAACAAUUAAUAAUUCUUCAAUGAAUAAUAACGGAAAUGAUUUUAUAGUGACUGACAUAGUGACAAUAAAACCAGAACAACAAGAAAAUAAUGGUAGUGAAAAUAAAACAACACCAAUUAUGAUUGUAACACCGUCAUCAUUAGAAACAAUUAUGUUUAAUAAUUUUACAACUUCAACUAUUGAACCAGCAGCAACAGCUGGUAAAUGGCCGACCGAAUCACCAACUAAAUCACCUUUUACAACUGACAGCGAUGCUGACAAUGAAAUUUGCUUGAUGCUGAUUGCAGCAGUAUUUGCUGAAGAUGAUAAAAAUGUUAAAAAACGUGGUUUAAGCUAUGGUUUAGAUCUUGGUUUAGGCUAUGGUGGUUAUGGAAGUUACGAGGGUGAAUACUCUGGUUUGAGUGAAUACUCUGGUUAUGCUGAACAUGCACCAAUUGUUAAAACACAAAUUGUUACAAAAACUGUUCCUGUUGCUGUACCAGUACCAAAACCAUAUCCAGUCAAGGUUGCUGUUCCAUACCCAGUUGUUAAAACCCAAACAGUUCAUGUACCAGUUGAUCGUCCAUACCCAGUUCCAGUCGACCGUCCAUACCCAGUCAAGGUCGCUGUCCCAGUCCACGUUGACCGUCCAGUCCCAUACCCAGUCAAGGUUGCAGUACCAGUUGUUAAAACCCAAACUGUUCACGUACCAGUCGAUCGUCCAUACCCUGUUAAAGUUGCUGUACCACAACCAAUUUACAUCAAAGAAAAAGUACCAGUUGCUGUACCAGUCAAGUCUUAUGGAAGCUAUUUAAGAACCACCACUACCUUCGUCAUCAUCACCACCACCAAUAUUACCACUGCCAAAAAAAAUAAAACGACAAGGGUUUUUCGGCUCAACAAAGUAUAUAAACUCGAAUCGUCAGCAUGUUCUUCAUCAGUUGCAAAUUUGAGCAUCAUGCAAUCCAAGAUUAUUGUUUUUUUCACCUUGAUGGCAGUGGUAUUUGCCACUGAUAAACCAGUUGAAGAAACAGCUGAACAAAAAAUUGAAAAUAAAUCAGAUGAUAAAUCAUUGGAUACAAAAAAAGACAAGCGAGGUCUUUGGGAUCUUGGCUAUGGUAUAAACACCUAUGGAGCUUAUGGAAUUAACAGUGGAAUUGGACUGACAAGCUAUUCAUCAUACUCUGAUUUACCAGUUCAAAAUUACUAUCCAACAAACACUCACACUGUCAUCACCAAAGAAGUUGCUGUACCAGUUGAAAAACAUAUACCUGUUGCAGUCAAGGUACCAUAUGCAGUUCCAGUUGAUCGUCCUUAUCCAGUUCAUGUACCAGUUGAAGUAACAAGACAUGUUCCAUAUCCAGUUGAUCGUCCAUAUGCUGUAAGAGUACCAUAUCCAGUACCAGUUGUUAAACAUGUUGCAUAUUCAUCACCAGUUGUUGUUCAAAAAAAUUCUGGCUGGACACCAUCAUCACCAGCAGUUAGCUACUCUUCUUCAUGGUAAUAAUUAUCAGGAAGAGAUAAUU